Ostrinia furnacalis (Asian corn borer) is the source of this 1050-nucleotide messenger RNA. RefSeq lists its product as uncharacterized. The transcript is spliced from 2 exons. The record is from RefSeq and is a predicted model, not a curated record. The coding region runs from base 1 to 1050 and encodes 349 amino acids. Lineage: Eukaryota; Metazoa; Arthropoda; Insecta; Lepidoptera; Crambidae.
AUGCUGUUGGGAGCAGAUGUGUUUUGGGAUGUCAUAAGUACAGAACAAAUAAGGUUAGGAAAGGACAAGCCAGUUUUACAAAAUUCUAUUUUUGGCUGGUUAUUAGCAGGGCCAGUCAUGUGCAAUGCAAAUUCUAACAGUAGGAUUGCAUGUAAUUUCAGUCAAGAUAUUAGUCAUCAGCUGCAAAGAUUUUGGGAGUUGGAAGAGGUACCAUCCAAGCCAGUGAUGUCUCCUGAAGAUGAAGCAUGCGAACAGCACUUCCUGAAAUACACUCAGCGCUUAGAAGAUGGUAGAUUUUGCGUCAGAAUGCCCUUGAAAACAGAGCCUGAAAAAUUAGGUAAUUCUUAUUAUUUAGCUCGCAAGAGAUUUGAGUCUUUAGAAAGGCGUUUUCAAAGGCAACCUGAGGUAAAAGAGCAAUAUGUUAAUUUUAUACAGGAGUAUCAGGACCUGGGUCAUGCGUCGGAGAUUGAGAGACCAGACAGAGCUGUGAUUUUGCCUCAUCAUCCUGUUCUUAAGGAGCAGCAUGAGUCUACUAAGUGUAGAGUAGUAUUUGAUGCAUCUGCUAAGACAACUUCUGGUUUAUCGCUCAAUGAUGUCAUGAUGAUAGAAGCCAUCCUCAAUUCUAGACCUCUAGUUCCACUAUCUUCCCAUCCCAAUGACCUUUCCCCUCUCACUCCCGGGCACUUCCUCGUAGGGAGACCUCUAACGUCAUUGCCAACGCCUGAUUUAAAGGACGCUAAUCCAAGCCGUCUUCACAGAUAUGCCCGCAUAGAGCAAGCCAGGCAGCAUUUCUGGACAAGAUGGAGCCGGGAAUACAUUUGCGAACUACAACAACGCACCAAGUGGCAGACCAAGCACCCUAACAUCGAGCCUGGCCAACUGGUGCUAAUAAGAGACGAGCGUUGCCCGCCAUUGAAAUGGCCACUCGGGCGCAUCACAUCGGUGUACCCAGGUUCCGACGGCGCCAUCCGGGUCGUCGACAUUUUGACAUCGCAGGGUCAGAUCCGUCGAGCUAUAAACCGGGUCUGCCCCCUGCUCGACGAGGAGUAG